Molecule: messenger RNA, 2450 nt
Organism: Populus nigra (black poplar)
Lineage: Eukaryota; Viridiplantae; Streptophyta; Magnoliopsida; Malpighiales; Salicaceae
Product: MICOS complex subunit MIC60, mitochondrial-like
Exons: 12
Coding region: 281-2263 (660 amino acids)
Biological process (GO): cristae formation
Cellular component (GO): MICOS complex
Source: RefSeq, a predicted model, not a curated record
ACACAUAUUGCGAGAAAACUCCCGGAAAACUUCUCGCAGAGUCAGAGAGUAGUGUUGCUCUUUCUCGCGGAAACAUUGAUUUACCAGAAGAAGGCGAUUAUUUCACCAUCAAUCCAAUCCAAAACGACUUCUUCCUUUCAAAUCCAAUGCUAACAUGACCUAAACCUCCCAAACCCCAACUCCCUUAGACCCCCAAAACUCAAAAACUUUUUAUUUUUUAUUUUUUUCUCUGUCAUUUUAUCAAGCACUUGCACUGUAAUCGAAUAUAAGUCUCAAAACAAUGCUUCGAAGGUCCCUUUUGGAGCUAUCGAGUCGUCGUCAAUCCAUAAGGAGGAUUCCGAGGAAGAUUACUACUCAGCAUGUGCCCCUAUUCCUUUCUUCGAGGAAGGAAUUCUCGACCUCUUUCCAGAAAAAUGCAUCCCCAAACGGUGGUCCAAAUGAUAAAUCAGAGAGGAGAGGAUCUCUUUUAGUGAAAAGCUUAGGUGCAGUUCUUGUUGUCGGGACAUGUUAUUAUGCAGGUUGGUUAGACCCAAUUAUUGAAUUAAUUGAUAAAAAGAAGCAGAGUUAUGUUAACUCGGGUGGGGAUGGCAUCGAUCAUAAAGAUGUCAAAGUAGAGGAAGUGGUGUCACCCAUGAGUGAAGAGGCUAAUAAAUUAAGCCAUUUUAUAGAGGAGGCUGCGCAAAAGGUUAAAAGGGAGUCAGAUCUUACUAGUGUUGAAACCAAGGAGGAGAAGGUUGAAAUUCAUGCUGACGUUCCUCAUUUUGAAACUAAGCAUAAGGUUGAGACUCCUACAGAUCUUCCUCAUGUUGAAGCUGAUCAGAAGUUUGAAACUCAAACAGAUCAACCUCAUCAUGAAACUUUAAGUGAAACAGAAAGUGAUAAUCAGUCUCAGGUACACCACGGGGCAAUCUCUGUUGAAGAGAGACAUGAACCAGAAUUUUCGCAACAUACAGGUUCUGAAGGCAGUCUUGGCAUGGAGAUCCCAGGUUUGAAAACUACUAAAGAGCCAAAUGAGGGAAUCCAAGUUACACAAGUACAACCUCAGGCCACGGGGGUUCCUGUAGAGAGUGAAAUAAAAACAGUACCAACUCAGAAUGUCACUACUGAAAACAGAUCAGAGGCUGCCUUCAGUGAACAUUCAGGAAUAUCAAGUCUUCUUGGUUCAUACCAUCUCGAUGAUAACGCUGAAAAGAACAUCACAACAGAGGGCCUUGGAGAACAGGCUAUUGUUAGUGCCAUAGAAGAACUGAAUGAUGGUUACAUAACAAAAGAUGGAAAGUUAGUUUUGGAUUUUCUUGAAGCAAUUCAUGCAGCUGAAAAGAGGCAAGCUGAAUUGGAUGCCCUUACGUUUUCUGAAGAAAAAAGAGCGCUGAAGGAGAAGUAUGAAAAAGAAUUGAGAGAUUCAAGGGCAAGGGAACUUAUGUGUGCUGAAGAGGCAGCAAUGUUGGAUAAGGAAAUAAAGAGAGAGAUAGCCAAAGCUGCAGCUGCAAUCAAGAUGCUUCAAGAAAGGAUGGAAGAGAAACUUAGGGUGGAGCUUGAACAGAAGGAAAAUGAAUCAGAAAUGAAGCUGCAAAGGUUUCAGGAGUUAGCAAAAGCAGAAUUGUCCGGUGCAAUUGCAAGUGAGAAGGCAGCACAUAUUGAAAAGAUAGCUGAAGCAGAUCUCAAUAUUAAUGCCUUGUGCAUGGCAUUCUAUGCAAGAUCUGAAGAGUCUCGUCAGAUUCACUCUGUUCACAAGCUUGCUCUGGGAGCUCUUGCAUUGGAAGAUGCACUUUCCAAAGGACUGCCAAUUCAGCAAGAGUUAGAUGCUUUACACGCCUAUCUUGAAGGCAUUGAUAAAGACUCACUUUUACAUUUGGUUCUAUCAACUCUUCCUGAAGAAACAAGGCACCAUGGUACCGAUACUUUAUUGGAAUUGAAUCAGAAGUUUAAUGUCAUGAAAGGGAAUCUACGACAUUACAUUUUGAUCCCACCAGGUGGUGACGGCAUCUUGGCUCAUGCUUUGGCACAUGUUGCAUCCUGGUUGAGGUUUAAAGAAGUCGAUCCCUCUGGUGAUGGUAUUGAAUCUAUUAUUAGCAGAGUUGAGGGUUUCCUUGCUGAGGGAAAGCUCGCUGAAGCAGCAGAUGUUCUCCAAAAAGGUGUCGAAGGCAGCCAGGCAGAAGAGAUAGCUGGUGAUUGGGUGAGGAGAGCAAGGAAUAGAGCUAUCGCAGAGCAAGCUCUAACUGUACUUCAGUCGCAUGCCACUUGCGUCGGCCUUACUCAAUGAUGCUACUAUCAUCGAUUUAGCAUCUAGCUUGCAAUAUUUUUGCCUUUUCUAAACUUUACGCACAAAAGGAGAGCAAGAAUUACUGCCCUAUUGAGCAGCUUGAACUUACAAGAGCUUCACAAGGGUUGUGAAACCCAAAACAGUGUAGAUUGAACAUACCCCCGAUGAAUAAAAUUUUGUUUCUUUC